GGCGGCGAGGUCGAGGCGGAGGGAGGCGGCGGCGAGGGCGAGGCGGAGGGCGGUGGCGGCGAGGGCGAGGCGGACGGCGGCGGCGGCGACGGCGAUGCCGAGGGAGGCGGCGGCGAGGGCGACACGGACGGAGGCGGCGGCGAUGGCGAGGUGGAGGGAGGCGGCGGCGAGGGCGAGGUGGAGGGAGGCGGCGGCGAGGGCGACGCGGACGGCGGCGGCGGCGAGGGCGAGGUGGAGGGAGGCGGCGGCGAUGGUGAGGCGGAGGGCGGCGGCGGCGACGGCGAGGCGGACGGCGGUGGCGGCGACGGCGAGGCGGAGGGAGGGGGCGGUGACGGUGAGGUGGACGGCGGCGGCGGCGAUGGUGAGGCGGACGGAGGCGGUGGUGACGGUGAGGUGGACGGCGGCGGCGGCGAUGGCGAGGUGGAGGGAGGCGGUGGCGAGGGCGAGGCGGAGGGCGGCGGCGGCGAGGGCGAGGCGGAGGGAGGCGGCGGAGAUGGUGAGGCGGAAGGAGGCGGCGGCGAGGGCGAGGCGGAGGGCGGCGGUGGCGAGGGCGACGCGGACGGCGGCGGCGGCGACGGCGAGGCGGAGGGAGGGGGCGGUGACGGCGAUGCCGAGGGAGGCGGCGGCGAGGGCGACACGGACGGAGGCGGCGGCGAUGGCGAGGUGGAGCGAGGCGGUGGCGAGGGCGAGGCGGACGGCGGUGGCGGCGACGGCGAUGCUGAGGGCGGCGGCGGCGAUGGCGAAGCCGAGGGAGGCGGCGGCGACGGCGAGGCGGACGGAGGCGGCGGCGAGGGCGAGGCGGAGGGAGGCGGCGGCAACGGUGAGGCGGACGGCGGUGGCGGCGACGGCGAUGCUGAGGGCGGCGGCGGCGAUGGCGAAGCCGAUGGAGGCGGCGGCGACGGCGAGGCGGACGGAGGCGGCGGCGAGGGCGAGGCGGAGGGAGGCGGCGGCGAGGGCGAUGCGGACGGCGGCGGCGGCGAGGGCGACGCGGACGGAGGCGGCGGCGAUGGCGAG
This is a messenger RNA of Emiliania huxleyi CCMP1516, 1014 nucleotides long. RefSeq lists its product as hypothetical. Lineage: Eukaryota; Haptophyta; Isochrysidales; Noelaerhabdaceae. The annotation marks the transcript as partial. The transcript has a single exon. The record is from RefSeq and is a predicted model, not a curated record.